Solanum verrucosum is the source of this 948-nucleotide messenger RNA. RefSeq names its product cytokinin riboside 5'-monophosphate phosphoribohydrolase LOG8. The record is from RefSeq and is a predicted model, not a curated record. Gene Ontology annotation, biological process: cytokinin biosynthetic process. Gene Ontology annotation, cellular component: nucleus; cytosol. NCBI's taxonomy places the organism in Eukaryota, Viridiplantae, Streptophyta, Magnoliopsida, Solanales, Solanaceae. Bases 85 to 726 code for a protein of 213 amino acids. Gene Ontology annotation, molecular function: hydrolase activity, hydrolyzing N-glycosyl compounds. The transcript is spliced from 7 exons.
AAAGAUUCUGUAAAAGUUGAGUGUGGGGGCAAGAAGAAGAAGAUAAAGGUGAGUUCUUUUGGAGAUUUAAUCAAAAGGGGUUCAAUGGAAAACAAUAGUAGAAGCAAGUUCAAGAAAAUUUGUGUUUUCUGUGGAAGCAACCCUGGCCACAGGAAAGUCUUCAGUGAUGCUGCUAUUGAUUUGGGGAAUGAAUUGGUAAGUAGGAAAAUUGACUUGGUCUAUGGUGGUGGAAGUGUUGGAUUGAUGGGAUUGAUUUCCCAGAGAGUCCAGGAGGGAGGUUGCCAUGUCCUUGGGGUCAUCCCGAAAGCUCUUGUGCCUAUUGAGAUAUCAGGUGAAAGUGUUGGUGAUGUAAAGAUUGUUUCGGACAUGCAUGAGCGGAAAGCUGAAAUGGCUAGUCAGGCUGAUGCCUUUAUUGCACUUCCAGGCGGAUAUGGAACCAUGGAGGAAACUCUGGAAAUGAUAACAUGGGCACAACUUGGAAUUCACAAAAAACCGGUUGGUUUGCUAAAUGUUGAGGGUUAUUAUAAUUCUUUGCUUGCACUAUUUGACAAUGGUGUUGAAGAAGGUUUCAUUAAGCCAGGGGCUCGUGACAUUGUUCUUGCUGAUCCUUCAGCCAGAGAGCUUUUAAGCAAGAUGGAGCAAUAUACUCCUUCACAUGACCAUGUUGCUCCCCAUGAAAGCUGGCACAUGGAGGAGUUGGCUUAUCCAAAGGAAGAGUCUCCAUGACAAAACACAUUCUCUAAUUAGGCCAAUUUCCACAAUAGAAGUCUGAUAUGAUUCAUCAUCAUUAUCUCUUGGAUGAGAAUUAUUCAGGUGGAGCCACAUAUAAUUGCAUCAUUGUGUCCUCUUGUCAUUCUUGCGGUUACAUUUAGUACAAUCAUUGUUGGUGUUUUGCAUAAGCUAACAUUGAUUUAUAAAUUGGUCAAUGGAUGCACUGUUUUGUGAUUA